GUGGACAAAUACUCACUUUCAUUACCUCCAACGUCCUUCCUGAGGUAUGGACGUGGGAUUAAAACUAGUUGUAUCUUGGUGACUCUAAAAUCAGGCUGAAUAUCUCCUAUUUGUAUGGCUACUACUUGCAUAAGUCUUGACUAAUACUGUAGUAGAUUCAUAUCGAGGCAAAGCUAAAAGAUUCUUCGGAAAGCUGUACGUUGGGGUGUUAUACGAAAAAUAUAGAAGUAUUCUCAUAUCGAUGCGCAUCAAUUUUCUGUAACAAGAUAAAACUUUUCUUAUCGGACUCAUGAGUCUUUCGCUCCCUGCUGAAACAUUGAAAAAACACAGAAAGUUUGAAAACGCUGUGACAAUGUAUCACUUGCUGAAAAUCUUCAUCAAUUUCUCUCAAUUAACUGGUCGUUUGGUAAACUACUUAUUUCAGAGAAAAACCAAUGGCUACUUACUUACUUCUGUAAUGAAACAAACGACGGAUGCUGGAUUACUUUGCCUGCCUUCCAAAAAUUAAAGCGCCUUUUCUGACAACCGGGUCCCUCCAUUUCUACUUCGUUGUUUAUACUUUUUUAUCCUACUUUCUCAGUGUUAUAUCUGUACGCUAUAUUUCAAUUUACGUCAAAGUUCGUCGCAGUCGUCAUCCUCAACACCAUGUUGCAGAUGGGCUGAAGGAAAGAAGACUGACGAGUACAUUAUUUCUAUAG
Pocillopora meandrina is the source of this 698-nucleotide messenger RNA. The record is from the annotation of a GenBank genome assembly. NCBI's taxonomy places the organism in Eukaryota, Metazoa, Cnidaria, Anthozoa, Scleractinia, Pocilloporidae.